AUGCACGACAGCCGGUGGUCUAGGAAGUUCCAAACCUUCCAUUUCGUUUCUGUAAAAUCUAGAAUGUCAUGGGAUGCUGGGGACUUCUCAGUUUUAAGUUUCUUGCGGCCGAGGGCGCGGUCCCUUCGUUCUACCAACCGCUGCGACGGCGUUUUUACGCGGGACGCCUCGCAGGGCGGUGUCGCGGUGCCAGGGCCGUGCUGGGGGGGGAGGAGGAGCGCGGGGCGGGCCGCUCCGGGCAGCGUGAGCGGCGGAAGCAGUCGCUCCACGUCCGGGUCCGGUGCCGCUGGCGGGGCGAUGCCGCUGGUGGUGCUGUGCGGGCGGCCCGGCAGCGGCAAGAGCCGGCGGGCGGCCGAGCUGCGGGAGGCGCUGGGCGGCCCGGAGCGGGCGGCGCACGUCGUGGCCGAGGCUGAGGGCGGCCGGGCGGCGCUGCGGGCCGAGGUGGAGCGGCGGCUGAGCCGGCGGGACGUGGUGAUCGUGGACGCGGGCAACGAGCUGCGGAGCAUCCGCUACGAGCUGUACUGCGCGGCGCGGCAGGCGGGCACGGCGCGCUGCCUCCUGCACUGCGCCGGCGGCGCGGGCGGCCCCGACGAGCCGCCCUUCGAGGAGCCCGACCCGAGCUGCCGCUGGGACCGGCCGCUGUUCACGGUGAGCGGGGAGGAGCCGCUGCCGCUGGGCGCCAUCCGCGCCGCGCUGUUCGAGAGCGCCCCGCCGCCGCCGCACCGCUCCACCCGCACGCAGCCGCUGCAGUCCUGCGGCUUCCUGCACCAGCUGGACCGCGUCACCCAGGACGUGCUGGCCGCCGUGCUGGCCGCGCAGAGGAGCGGGGCACAGCCCGGGGAGACCAUCCGCGUCCCCGGCGUGGCCGAGGGGCUGGUGCUGAGCCGGCCCGUGAGCGUGGCCGAGCUGAGCCGGCUGCGGAGGCAGUUCAUCAGCUACACCAAGAUGCAGCCCAGCGAUGAAAACCUGCCCCAGCUGGCCAGUAUGUUCCUGCAGUACCUGAGCCGCAGCAUCCAGUGAAGUGUGUCACCUGUGCCACCCAGCAGUGGCGGUGGUCUGGCCCCGAAGUACUUGCCGCGGGAGGAAUGUGGCUGCAGGCACAGACCCUGCAGAGCCCGGGUCCCACCUGUCCGGAUCGGAUCACUUGGCAGCAGCAGCUCUGAGAAGAUGGGCGCCGUGUCCCUGCAGCAGCCGACCCAGCUGCAUUGCUGGGGGGUCUCCGGGGAAACAGUUCCUCACCCCUGCCUUCUCCCCACUGGCAUCUUGCAAAAAGGAUUGCUACUGGUGCAUCCCCAAGCAAGGAAAGUCUCCUGUGGAGAUGCAAACCCCAGUAAUCAAAUAGUGUGAUGUGAAGGUGUAAAAGGUGAUGACUGUAGGGAAGACUUUUCCCUCUAAGUUGGCAUGUGUAUGCCUGGAAUAAGAAGAUUGCUUUUCAAGAGCUGCUACCAGAUAAUGUCAAACUGCGGACUAGACUUCAGGUCCAGAACUGGAACAGUCUUUUUUUAGGAUGUGACUGUUUCAAAAAAUCUGACUGACCCAAGAGAGAUUUUCAAAUCCACACUGCAAAAGGGUGCUGGCUUAACAGACUCAAACUUCUCUGUUUCAGAUCUAAUAAUAAAAUUUGUGCCUUAAAUGGAAUAAAGUCUUAAUUUACCUGCAGGAUUAUUUUACUGAAAUUACUUGGCCAUGUCUUUUUUCUUCAAGGUCAUUAUGCUUCCUUAAAACCAUCAUUUUACACCCUUAAAAACAUAAAUUGCUUGAGUGCUGUUGUAGGAAAAAAUGAGCUAAAAUGACAGAAAUAAAUGUAUUUAUUUCUAUUCUGUGUGAAACUCACAAGUCUGUACUGGCUGUGAUGGGUAGCUAGGUUUUCAGUAAUUUUGGGUACAGCUUAUAUAAACUUCUCACUCUCUGGUGGUUGCUUCUUUCAUCAUUCUAAUAAAUGGUGGCACUUGU
Molecule: messenger RNA, 1953 nt
Organism: Lonchura striata (white-rumped munia)
Lineage: Eukaryota; Metazoa; Chordata; Aves; Passeriformes; Estrildidae
Gene: KTI12
Product: KTI12 chromatin associated homolog
Source: RefSeq, a predicted model, not a curated record